CUUGAAGUUCACCUGCACUGCCGACUUAUCGUCUCUCCCUUUGAGCCACUCAGACGUAACUUUCAAACUUCCUCUGUUCUGUAAUGGAGGGUAUUAUAUGCACGAACUCAAACUAGAAUAGCUGCGAUCUGUUCCUGAAAUUGAGGACCGCGGCAACUAGGGAAGGCUCCGUUGAAAUGGGAGAGCACAACAAUCCCGAAUGUGUUGCAGUUAGUGAAGCACAAUCCCCUAGGGUAAAUAACUUCAAGAAAGUCUCAGUUCUGCCCCUUGUCUUCCUCAUCUUCUAUGAGGUAUCUGGGGGUCCAUUUGGUAUGGAGGACAGUGUUCAGGCUGCUGGUCCCCUUCUAGCGCUUCUCGGGUUCUUGGUCUUUCCAUUCAUUUGGAGCGUUCCUGAGGCCUUGAUUACUGCAGAGAUGGGUACCAUGUUCCCUGUGAAUGGGGGUUAUGUGGUUUGGGUUUCUUCGGCCCUGGGUCCAUUUUGGGGGUUUCAACAAGGAUGGUUGAAAUGGUUAAGUGGAGUCAUUGAUAAUGCUUUGUACCCAGUUCUGUUUUUGGACUACUUGAAGUCAGCAAUACCAGCUUUAGGCGGUGGACUUCCAAGAAUCGUGGCAGCGUUAGCUCUGACAUUGUUCCUCACUUACUUAAACUAUCGGGGUUUAACCAUUGUGGGAUGGGUUGCUGUACUUUUAGGGAUUUUCUCAAUCAUUCCUUUUGUGGUUAUGGGACUUGUGGCAAUUCCCAAGUUGGAGCCUUCAAGAUGGUUAGUGGUGAGUCUACAUAAUGUGGACUGGAAUUUGUAUUUGAACACUCUCUUUUGGAAUUUGAACUAUUGGGAUUCUAUAAGUACACUUGCCGGAGAGGUGGAGAACCAAAAGAAAACUCUCCCCAAGGCUCUUUUUUAUGCGUUCAUUUUGGUUGUUGUUGGAUAUUUCUUCCCCCUUUUAAUUGGUACUGGGGCUGUUCCACUUGAUCGUGAGUUGUGGACUGAUGGUUACUUCUCUGAUAUUGCAAAAAUUGUUGGGGGAGUUUGGUUGAGAUGUUGGAUCCAAGGGGCUGCGGCGAUGUCAAAUAUGGGGAUGUUUGUGGCUGAAAUGAGCAGCGACUCUUUUCAACUUCUUGGGAUGGCAGAAAGAGGGAUGUUGCCUGAGUUCUUUAGCAAGCGGUCUUGUUAUGGAACCCCAGUCAUCGGCAUUAUGUUCUCAGCUUCCGGAGUCCUUUUGCUAUCUUGGCUAAGCUUUCAAGAGAUUGUAGCUGCAGAAAACUUCUUGUACUGUGUUGGAAUGAUUUUGGAGUUCAUAGCAUUUAUACUAUUACGGGUGAAGCAUCCAGCUGCAUCGCGGCCAUUCAAGAUUCCUGUUGGAACAGUUGGAACCAUUUUUUUGUGCAUUCCGCCUACCCUGCUAAUUGGUGUUUUGUUUGCUCUUUCUGAACUCAAGGUUGUGGUUGUGAGUCUUAUAGCUAUAGUGAUCGGCCUUGUGAUGCAGCCCUGUCUCACAUAUGUUGAGAGGAAGAGGUGGAUGAAGUUCUCCAUCAGUUCUGAAGAUCUCCCAGAUCUUCAUGGUGCUAGUCAGGAGAGGGCCAACUCCUUUAUAGAUUAGUAAGCUCUCAAAAUGCUGUAUUGCAGUAUAUUUAGUGGAUAGCAAUAUGUUGUGCAAUAGCUAUUUAUCAUCUUUGUUUUUAGGAUGAUGAUAGAUUAAAAUGUGUGAUUAGAUUUCUAUAUAUCA
Rosa chinensis is the source of this 1724-nucleotide messenger RNA. RefSeq names its product probable polyamine transporter At1g31830. Gene Ontology annotation, biological process: transmembrane transport. The record is from RefSeq and is a predicted model, not a curated record. Gene Ontology annotation, molecular function: transmembrane transporter activity. Gene Ontology annotation, cellular component: membrane. Lineage: Eukaryota; Viridiplantae; Streptophyta; Magnoliopsida; Rosales; Rosaceae.